Molecule: messenger RNA, 1068 nt
Organism: Rotaria sp. Silwood1
Lineage: Eukaryota; Metazoa; Rotifera; Eurotatoria; Philodinida; Philodinidae
Source: the annotation of a GenBank genome assembly
AUGUCUGACUCUACAGACAAUAUUGAUCAUGAAAAAUCAUUUUCAUCAACAUCGGAUAAUUCAAUAUCUUUUAAACAAAAAACUGAAGAUAUUUUACAUUCAAUUGGAUUUCGUGCAAUGAUAUUUUUUCAAAUAUUAGCAUAUGGAUCAUAUUCUGUAUUAGUACAUUUAUGUGAAAAAGAUGGUGCUGUUGCAUUUUCAUCAACAACAAUGAAUUUUAUUCUUGAAUUUGCUAAAUUAAUCUUUUCAUUUGGUGCUUUAUUUUAUUUUACAUCUAUUAAUAUAAAUAUUUAUCCAAGUAAAAUACAAAUUAUAUCUUGGUUUAGACAAUCAUUACCAUAUUCAAUACCAGGCAUUCUAUAUUUUAUUAAUAAUAAUUUAGCUGUACAUAUGCAAGUUCAAAUGGAUCCAGCAUCAUAUCAAAUUUUAUCAAACUUUAAAAUAUUAACAACAGCUAUUUUAUAUAGACUUAUUAUUAAACAUAAGCUAACAAGACAACAAUGGUUUGCACUUUCAUUACUGUUUUUUGGUGGAUUGGCUUACAGUUUUGGUACAUUGAAAAAUUCUUCAUUUGUUUCGAAAAAAAUAACAAGCAAUUCUAUCAUUAUUCCUCAAAUGUAUAUUCGUCCAUUGGGUAUACCUAUGAUUGCAAUUUAUUGCACAUUUAGUGGUUUAGCUGGUGUUUAUAAUGAAUGGAUUCUAAAAAAACAUUAUAGUGAAUCUCUUCAUCUUCAAAAUGUCUUUCUUUAUUCAUAUGGAACUAUUCUUAAUUUAUUUCCAGCUAUUUUAUCAGCUACAAUCAAAUCUCAAACACUAAAUUUUUUUAAUCCAUUUCAUGGAUUUUCAUUAUAUACAUGGUUAAUUGUAAUAACACAAGCAUUAAAUGGUUUAUUUAUGUCUGUUGUAAUAAAACAUUCAUCAAAUAUAAUUCGAUUAUUUGUUAUUUCAUUUUCUUUGAUUGUAACAUCUGUUUUAUCCUUAUUUAUUUUUCAUAUUAGCUUUAAUAUUUAUUUCUUUAUUUCAUUUAUAACAAUGAUUUGUUCUCUUUCACUUUAUUAUUCAAAUUAA